AGGCAUGCUUCUUUAGACCAGGUAACAUUUCAUUUGUUGCAUUUCCAGUUUCCAGCACCAACUCACCAACAAAGAUUUUACCAAAAACCUUAGAACCAAUAAAUGUGAAUGUUGGACCCCAAAUGAUUAUAAGCACACCACAGAGACUAACCAGUUCAGGAAGUGUUCUGAUUGGGAGUCCAUAUACCCCUGCACCAGCAAUGGUUACUCAGACACACAUAGCAGAAGCUACUGGCUGGGUCCCAGGUGAUAGAAAACGGGCUAGAGAAUUUAUAGACACUGAUUUUUCAGAAAGUAAAAGAAGCAAAAAAGGAGAUAAAAAUGGAAAAGGCUUGAGACAUUUUUCAAUGAAAGUGUGUGAGAAAGUUCAGCGGAAAGGUACAACAUCAUAUAAUGAAGUAGCUGAUGAGCUGGUAUCAGAGUUCACCAAUACAAAUAACCAUUUGGCAGCUGAUUCGCAGGCUUAUGACCAGAAGAACAUUAGGAGAAGAGUUUAUGAUGCUUUAAAUGUGCUAAUGGCAAUGAAUAUAAUUUCAAAGGAAAAAAAAGAAAUCAAGUGGAUUGGCCUGCCUACCAAUUCUGCUCAGGAAUGUCAAAACCUGGAGAUAGAGAAGCAGAGGCGGAUAGAACCGAUAAAGCAGAAGCGGGCCCAGCUGCAAGAACUUCUCCUGCAGCAAAUCGCUUUCAAAAACCUGGUCCAGAGAAAUCGGCAAAAUGAGCAGCAGAACCAGGGCCCUCCAGCUCUGAACUCCACGAUUCAGCUGCCAUUUAUAAUCAUCAAUACAAGCAGGAAAACAGUCAUAGACUGCAGCAUCUCCAGUGACAAGUUUGAGUAUCUUUUUAAUUUUGACAACACCUUUGAGAUCCAUGAUGACAUAGAAGUACUGAAGCGGAUGGGAAUGUCCUUUGGCCUGGAGUCCGGCAAAUGCUCCCUGGAGGACCUGAAACUUGCUAAAUCACUGGUGCCAAAGGCUUUAGAAGGUUAUAUCACAGAUAUCUCCACAGGACCUUCUUGGUUAAAUCAGGGACUACUUUUGAACUCUACCCAAUCAGUUUCAAAUUUAGACCUGACCACUGGUGCCACCUUGUCCCAAUCAAGUGUAAACCAGGGGUUAGGCCUGGAUGCUGAAGUGGCCUUAGCAACUGGGCAGUUCCUUGCCCCAAACAGUCACCAGUCCAGCAGUGCGGCCUCUCACUGCUCCGAGUCCCGAGGCGAGACCCCCUGUUCGUUCAACGACGAAGACGAGGAAGAGGACGAGGAGGACUCCUCCUCCCCAGAAUAAAGACAGGAGAAAA
This is a messenger RNA of Rhinolophus ferrumequinum (greater horseshoe bat), 1296 nucleotides long. Its product is annotated as transcription factor Dp-2-like. The transcript is spliced from 2 exons. The coding region runs from base 123 to 1283 and encodes 386 amino acids. Gene Ontology annotation, biological process: regulation of cell cycle; regulation of transcription by RNA polymerase II. Lineage: Eukaryota; Metazoa; Chordata; Mammalia; Chiroptera; Rhinolophidae. Gene Ontology annotation, molecular function: DNA-binding transcription factor activity, RNA polymerase II-specific; RNA polymerase II transcription regulatory region sequence-specific DNA binding. Gene Ontology annotation, cellular component: transcription regulator complex; nucleus. The record is from RefSeq and is a predicted model, not a curated record.